UAGCUGAAAAAUUGUUACAAGUGCAAGAUAUACGAGGCAGUCUAAAUGUAUUAUCAUUGUUAUCUACAGCAGUUCGUCCUAUGCAUUAUCAGUAUAAAGAGUUGAAAUAGAGCAAAAUAUUUAAAUAAAUCUUAUCUUUCUGUAUUCUAAUUAAAUGCCAAAAGUCGCUUUUACUCUGAUAAGAUCAUUACCUAAGCGAAAUAUGAGUAUAUUCACUCAAAACUUGAAUCCUCUCACUGGUAUUGCCACGUGGGAGGAGAGAGAUCAGUAUUAUGAUUAUCAUCAAGAAGUAGCAAGAUCUGCAUUUGCAGAUAUGUUACAUGAUCAUGAGCGAAAUGAAAAGUAUUACAUUGCUCUUAAAGCUGCUAUUGACAAAAAACAUUGGAUGGGUGAAGAGGCUAAUGUGCUCGACAUUGGCACUGGGACAGGCUUGUUAUCUAUGAUGGCUGCUAAAUGUGGAGCAGACACUAUUACAGCAUGUGAGGCUUUCGAACCAAUGGCCAAUUGCGCAGCGCAAAUAAUAAGAGAGAAUGGUUAUGCGGAUAAAAUUAAGCUGAUUCAUAAGCGCUCGACGAAGAUGACUGUCAGCAAGGAUGGUGACAUGUCGAAGCGAGCGAAUAUUUUAGUCACUGAAGUGUUUGAUACCGAACUGAUUGGUGAAGGAGCGUUAUCGACAUUUCGCCAUGCUCAUGAAGAACUUCUGGAGAAAAACAGCAUAGUUGUGCCGCACAGUGGAACGGUAUGGGCUCAAGUAGUCGAAAGCUCCAAAGUUUGCGCCUGGAAUCGAGUGAAGUCUAUAAAAAACGGAAGAACGUUAGUUGAUGCCCCGUCGGCUAUUCAAGCGUGCUCCGGCGCUGCGGCAGUGCACGACAUGCAGCUGUCUCGUCUACCUCGUAAUACUUUUGUACCUUUAAUGCCACCGCAGCCGAUUUUCAGAUUCGACUGGUCUGACAAGGAACGCUUAUUGAACAACGAAAAAGUAUCAUUACGCGUGCAGCCGAUAACGAGUGGAACCGCGCAUGCAAUUUUUAUGUGGUGGGAUUUAAACAUGGAUACAGAUAACCAGGUGUUGCUGAGUUGUGCGCCUGUAUGGGAACAUCCAAGUGUCCCCGAUGACGUCAAGGAAGACACUUCGCGUUUGCAAGAAUUGGCGGAUUCUAUACCUUGGAGAGAUCACUGGAUGCAGGCUGUCUAUUAUCUCCCGGAAGAAGUGCCUGUCACACGCGACAUCGAGGUCAAUCUCAUUGGCUAUCACGACGAGUAUUCCUUUUGGUUUAAAUUGUUGAACGGACCCCUGGAUAAAAUUCCAGAUUGCCCAAUGCCCGUGUGCAAUUGCUUCGCGCAUGUCGCGUACUCGCGGACGCGUAUUGGACAACUGAACGAUACAAUUCGCAAUGAGAAAUAUGUGCAAGUCUUGCGGAAGAAGAUCACUCCGAAAAGUGUCUGUCUCUGCUUCUCAGACGGUUGCUUGUUGGCCCUCGCGGCCGCGAGCUUGGGCGCAAAAGUAUUCUUGCUGGAGAAGAAUCUUCUGUCGCGGAGAACCAUGAAAAUGUUCGUGCGGGAGAACGGUCUCACCGAGCGGGUGAGAAUCAUCAAGUCGGACGACAAUCUGCCGAAAGCAUGCGAGAUUAACUUCAUUUUCGGCGAGCCGUACUUUCUUAGCUCUAUCGUGCCUUGGGAGAAUCUGCGGUUCUGGUUUCUCGCCUCCCGAUAUCCGUCAAGCAUUCCGAGGACGCCGAUUGCGGCAACGAUCAAAGCCCUCGUUGUCGAGUUCAAGGAUCUGCAAAAGAUAAGAGCGCCUCUCGGCGUUUGCGAGGGUUUCAACCUAUCUUCCUUCGACAAACUCGUGCAAGUGUCUAGCGAUAAAAGCGAUAAUCCCGAGGAAGCACAGCCACUUUGGGAGUAUCCUUGCAAAGCGCUAUCUCAGCCGUUCGAUAUUAUAAAGUUCGACCUCACGCAGAACGUAAACACCGAGCGCAUUGAAAUAUCGGGCGAGGUUCCAAUUUUAAACAAAGGGUCCUGUAACGGCGUUGCUAUAUGGGUGGAUUGGCAAUUGGAUUUGGAUAUCUCAGUGUCUUGUGGUCCAAUUGAAAAUCCGGUGCCUGGUAAGCGGGUGUCUUGGGACCCUUAUACAAGGCAAGGUGUGCAUUUGUUUCGCAAGAUAUCGGAUGUCACGAAACAGAACACACUAUCAUGGUCAUUCAUCUUCAUACCGCAAAAUGGCAAAAUGGAGUUUGAUUUUAGCAUAUCAACGAACGUUUGAACACGUUGAGUGAA
Linepithema humile (Argentine ant) is the source of this 2277-nucleotide messenger RNA. It is a transcript of the gene Art7, whose product is annotated as protein arginine N-methyltransferase 7-like. Gene Ontology annotation, molecular function: protein-arginine N-methyltransferase activity. Gene Ontology annotation, biological process: peptidyl-arginine methylation. NCBI's taxonomy places the organism in Eukaryota, Metazoa, Arthropoda, Insecta, Hymenoptera, Formicidae. The record is from RefSeq and is a predicted model, not a curated record.